Dichotomopilus funicola is the source of this 1983-nucleotide messenger RNA. RefSeq lists its product as uncharacterized. The record is from RefSeq and is a predicted model, not a curated record. The coding region runs from base 1 to 1983 and encodes 660 amino acids. NCBI's taxonomy places the organism in Eukaryota, Fungi, Ascomycota, Sordariomycetes, Sordariales, Chaetomiaceae. The transcript has 3 exons.
AUGGCCGGGCUCUACCUCGUCCCCAUCCCCAUCGCAGCCCCGCUCAUCAUUCUCACCGUCGCGCUGAUCCCCCUAACGCCCCUCGCGUGGGUCUGGAUCGUGUGCACCGGUGUUUCGCGCGGUAUCCGUGACGGCGCUCGGCCGGCAGAUGCUGUCAAGACGAUAGGCCGCAGGUUCGGUCUUACUGUCGGUGUGCCAUGGGUAGCGGUCAUCGUGUUGUGUGGGAUGGUUGUGGCGCAGUUGGUGUUGAUUCCGUUUGUGUUUUUACACCAGCUGCGUGCAUUUUGGGAGAGUUUGGCGCGGGCGUAUGAGUAUUUUGGUGAAACACAACUUCAGAACACCCGACCGGAGGAUGGGGACGACUUGGUUGCUCAUGGGCCAUCUGUUGAGGGACUUGAACCAUACACCUUCACACCUCUCCCACCAACUACGAGGCACGACACUCCGAUCCGUCUCUUAACCCUCUACCCAGGAUCCUUCAACUCACCUCUCUGCGGGGCAUUACUGACAGCCUCCCUUUCUUCUCACCCCCCAUACGACGCCCUGUCCUAUUGCCCCGACCUCCCAAUCUCCAACCCGACCACCAACCCCCACAACAAUACACCUACCCUCUUCGUCUCAGAUUCCCGGCGACCAGAAGCGUCGCAACCCCGCGACGACACGGACAGUAAGGCCUCAACAUCAUGGCACACCCUCACCCUUCCACACACCCUCGCUACCGCCCUACGGCAGCUCCGACACACCACCACGCCACGAACGAUUUGGGUUGAUACGGUGUGUAUCAACGGUGCCAAUCUCGCGGAAAAGUCCCAGCAGGUGGGCGUGCGAGAUUCCAUAUUUUGCGGGGCGCGUGAGGUCAUUGUCUCGACUGGCCAGGAUCGUGGGGUAGCUGGGGAAGAUGGAGAUGAUGUGGCCCAAUUGUUUGAGUGGGUCAAUGGUCUUGGUGAAGAUGAGGUGUCGUCCCCGUUGGGUGGGUUGGAUUUACGAGGGAAGAACUUGCUGGGGCAGGUGACAGCUUCGCAGGAGUGGGGGGUAACGGGGUGGGCUAGAUGGGCCGUGGGUCACAAAAGACAGGAGAGGGUGGAUCAGAUCAUUGCUGAUGUUGAAGUGGUAUGGAUGAAAUGGGGAGAGAAGGUGAGGAAGCUUUGGAAGCUGGUGCAGGAAGAGUAUCGGGUCGCGGUCUUGGGGCUGACCCCAAUUCGUCCGGCUGCGGCCCCGAAGGACGUUUCUGGUACGAUACGGGCGUUCUUUCGUCGGGACUGGUUCCAACAACUUUGGUCACUCCAUGACAUGGCGCUACCAGAGCUAUCUCGAAUUCGGAUCGCUUACGGCGACAAGUCGAUCUCGGCCGAGCGUCUGAUCUAUCUUUCACAACUGGCCGGUCGAACAGAACGCGCACAGGGAUGCGAUUUUGAGAGGAUAUGCAGGUGGCUUGGGGGCCAGAUGGUGCGGAAGAACUCGGAAAGGCUUUCAUUGCUGAACAUUCUUAUCGGAACGCGAGAGCUCAAGUACAUCGAUCCGAGGGACAAAGCUUUUGCUGCGCUCAACAUUGCACGACGGAUAAACAACAACGAGUCCCGAGAUCCUUACACAGGCCUGACAAUCGAUUACAACAAAUCGGUAGCUGAUGUCUUUGGCUCACUUUCGGCUCAUCUCAUCCAACAGUACGGCCCAGGCUUUUUCUUCGCUUUGAACAAAUCUCCUCCAAAAAUCGAGAACCUGCCAUCCUGGGCAGCCGACUGGAGCGUGCCGUGGCCAAACGACCGUGCCCUAUCCAAGGUUGACCCAUCAGUCUAUUCCCAAGUACUCGACGAGAAGCAGGAGACGUUGGAAUUCACCCCCGACAAAGACGGCCGACUUGUGUUCUCCAUCACGCGGCCAAGAGUUGUCCGUGGUUUCUUCACGCGGGACGGGCACAUUGACGACGAGUCGAGGGCCCGCAUAGAAAAUUGCGGACAUGUCCUCAUGCGCUGUCCCGCGUAG